This is a messenger RNA of Somion occarium, 998 nucleotides long. The record is from the annotation of a GenBank genome assembly. NCBI's taxonomy places the organism in Eukaryota, Fungi, Basidiomycota, Agaricomycetes, Polyporales, Cerrenaceae.
AACCCCUAGAAAGGUUCCGCGCCUACCAUUAGUAUUUACAGAGUCGUCUAAGGCAUUAGAGGUGAACAGACCUAAGCUCGCCUUUGCAAACUGCAUAAUGAGGUUGCAGAAGAAGCCUUUCCGCAUAUCCUCCGUGAACCUAUACUUGACCUUAUUCUCCUUCAUCGUUCUGCUCAAGCUCGGUUAUGCAUUAUGGUUGAGCAAGCUCUCGAGGGGUCAUACCAGGAAGUAUAGUUACAUCGGGAAUGACUAUCCUGAGAGGUGGCCUAUCGAACGAUCUACAGUUCUGAUGGCGUCAGACGCCUCGAACAGAUACCAGUUCAACACCACUGACGGCAAAGCAGAGUGGGCGUCACUCGUACCAGGAGACGGGGUCGUCCAUCUUGGUAAAGAGCAACAACCGUAUACUUUGUCAAUGGUGCACCAACUACGUUGCUUGAACAUCCUUCGAGCAGAGAUUGUGAGAGACAGGAGUACUCCGGGUCCUGGGGAGUACACUGAGUUGGCCAGACAUUGCUUGAAUUAUAUCAAGCAAAUGAUGUUAUGUCGUGCUGAUGCGUAUCUGGAGCCUUUCUGGUACGACAAUCAUAACGGCCCCAUCGACCUCUAUAGUUUUUAUGAGUGCAAGGAUUGGGGUGCAGUGUAUGGCGAGAUAAAAAAGAAUCAAGAGGAGUACAUAAAGGUGGCAGAACGCUGAUCUGGAGCUGUUGGAUGCCAGUGGUUGUUAGUAUAGGCAAUGUAGAAAUAUGAGGCAAAAUCCAAGGAUGCGCCGGUGACAAUAUAUGCGUAAAUUCCGCAGGAGAAUUGUAACAGAAGAAACCCAGAGAGACAUCUGCUAUUUGAAUGUAUACGUCUGAUGUGUGCUGGUACGUGAGUCUUGGGAUAACAGUGUCAAUUUUAAGCGAACCUUGCCUGACCUGUAUUCACAUCAACGGCUAAAGUGUACAGACGACGAGAUAUCCCUGCAUAUAUUCAUGCAAUACAUAUCCUUCGCUUCA